AUUCAUUCUCCAAUUUUUUUGAGCAGUGUGUUUAAGUACAUUUCAGAUACAUUUUGUGUUGAAGUCGAACAGUAUAUUACCCACACAGUAGGUGGCGGUAUAUUCAUUUUAUUGAACUGGUGUGAUCCGCAAAUAAAUGUCUAAAGAAGAAUGACGAGGGUUGGACGCGUCAGCGCUUGGUCAGAAGUUUGAGAAAGUUCAUUGAACUUUCAUCACAAGUUUCAAAGCAACAACAACUUAGCUACCAUGCUAUCAACGUGAAAUGGAGGACGAAAGAACCAAACACAAAUUUUCUACAGUGUUGACAGAUCCACAGGGGGAGAAGCCUCAUCAAGAUGGGCCAAAUGAAUCUAUCAAUGUAGUGUUGAUUGGCAAGCAAUUGACUGAAACAGGACGCUUCGCUUAUGCUGGGCUCUGUGGAGUGUCCUUGGGCCAGUUGUUCCCUGGACUAGAGAACAGGUGUUUCCGGGAGCAGUACCUGGAAGGCCUAGUCCAUUGGCUGGGACUGGAUGAGUCUGUCAUGCCUGUCAUGAGGGCCUUUCUGGCUGGCCUGGGAUUUGAAGGCAGUGACACUUUCCUCUCCAUCCUCCAGGCUGAGCCACUACUGUCUACAGGGGCCGCUCCCAUUACUCAGGACCUUGUGACUUUCUCUGUAAAAGAUGGGCUAUACGAUUCCAGAUCACGAGUCCUAAUACGCCAUAUCUGCAGUCUACUGCGAGUAUCCCCUCAGCAACUGGAGGAGUUUGAGGCAACGCUGGGAGAACGACUGAGAGAGGGAGAGGUGGAGACCGAAGAGGACUUAUCUCGGCGACAGACGAGGGAGAGAGGACGCAAAUUACGACGCUACCUCCUUAUUGGCCUGGCCACUGUUGGCGGAGGAGCUGUCAUUGGUGUGACUGGUGGGUUGGCGGCCCCAUUAGUGGCAGCAGGGGCAUCGGCCAUUCUAGGGGCAGGAGGGGCAGCUGCUUUGGGCUCAGCCACUGGCAUCGCCAUCAUGGCCUCCCUGUUUGGAGCAGCAGGGGCUGGCUUAACUGGUUAUAAGAUGAAUAAGCGGGUGGGCGCGAUAGAGGAGUUUGAGUUCCUGCCACUGAGCUCUGGAAAGCACCUUCAUUUGACUGUGGCUGUGACCGGCUGGCUGUGCACUGGAAAAUACAGUUCAUUCCAGGCUCCUUGGUGCAGUUUGGGUGCAUGUGGGGAGCAGUAUUGUUUGGUGUGGGAGUCUCGUUUCCUCAGGGACCUUGGCUCAACCAUGGCUGCUCUUCUUGAUGGCCUGGUCAGCAUGGUGGCCCAGGAAGCCCUUAAGUACACCGUGCUAUCUGGUAUUGUAACUGCACUGACAUGGCCUGCCUCUCUGCUUGCGGUGGCCAGCAUUAUAGACAAUCCCUGGUCAGUGUGUCUCAGUCGCUCAGCUGAGGUUGGAAAACACCUAGCCCAUGUGUUGAGGACUAGGCAGCAGGGGAAGCGUCCGGUCAGUCUCAUUGGCUUCAGUCUUGGAGCGAGGGUUAUCUACUUCUGCCUUCAAGAACUAGCCAAUGACCAAGGUUGUGAGGGUGUGGUGGAGGAUGUUGUCCUUUUGGGUGCCCCAGUAGAUGGCAAUGCCCAAGCCUGGGAGAGAAUGUCCAAGGUGGUGGCGGGGAAGAUAGUGAAUGGAUACUGCAGAGGGGACUGGCUACUAGGAUAUGUUUACAGGGGUUCAUCGGCACAGCUCUCUGUCGCAGGGCUUCAGCCAAUAAGCUUGAAUGAUCACCGCAUAUUCAACGUGGAUUUAUCUUCUGUGGUGAAAGGUCACUUGGACUACAUGCGUCAGAUGGACACCAUCCUUGUUGCAGUGGGCGUGCCCACCAGAGAAGUUCCAGGAGCUGGGGGUGGACCUCUUCAACCACUCACUAUGACCGAGGAAAAACUGGACUUAAACAUAGGCCAAUCAACACAUGGAGAAGCUGCAAAAGAUCAAAACCUGGACAGUCCUUCAUCGGGAGCAGAUGAGACUUUCGAGGAUGUGGGUGAAGUAGGAAGAAAGGGAGAGCAGACAAAGGAAGAGGAGAAUAUGGGAGAUGGUUGGGAUAUCCCAGACAUAUCAGACCUGCUGGACUCUCUAAAUGAGACAGAUGUUGAUUCAUUUGACAACAGUGUUCAUUGUAACCCGCAACAGAGUUCAGAGCGGAAUUCCACCCAUAAGAAAAACAGUACAGCUUCCCAUCUUGAGUUUGAGGCAUGGGGAAAAGAGGAAGAGGAUUGGGACGAGGGAGUGGAGGGAACGGAGUCUCACACAAAACACACAUCUUGGAGUUGGAGGGACAAAGGCUGGCCUCCUGAUUACAAACAAAUGAAGACACGGGACCAAGAAGUUGCACAUAGGUGGUUACAGGACAAACUGCCUCACUGCAGUUCAUCUUCCUCUUUUCAACUUGAAUCACCAUCGACAUCAAAGUUAGAUGUGAAAAAUGUUUCUUUACCUUCUAAACCUAGUCAGGUGCCAGAACACUCAGCUAAGGCAUCAGUGGACACAAAUGGCAACUUUCAGAGAAAAUAGUGUAAACUAUGUAAUCGUGAACAUGUUAAAAACCCUUAAGGGAUUUUAGGUGUAUUUUACUAUGGUAGCUCAUGCUGUCAAUUAUUACAUUUUUAAAUUAAUUUAUUAAACAUUUGCAAAAAUA
Molecule: messenger RNA, 2657 nt
Organism: Esox lucius (northern pike)
Lineage: Eukaryota; Metazoa; Chordata; Actinopteri; Esociformes; Esocidae
Gene: tmco4
Product: transmembrane and coiled-coil domains 4
Exons: 14
Coding region: 263-2533 (756 amino acids)
Source: RefSeq, a predicted model, not a curated record